AUGGUGAUUGUGUCCUGGCUUCUUCCCGGUUUCAUCUUGGCUUUUCUUCACUUGGCCAGAGCAGAGAAAUGCAAAGUCAGCACAGAAAGUCAACAUUUUGUGGCAGGGUCACCUUUUGCUCUUUCUUACACAAUCAUAGACGUGAAUGGGGAUGUGACUUGCUAUAAAAAUUUGAGCAAAACUCCAAUAACUCCGGACAGAAAUUCUAGAGUUCACCAGUAUCUGAGUUGGAUUUUAUUUCUUCCUUUGACAUUGCAAGACUCAGGAAUAUAUCAGUUUCUCGUAAGGAAUUUAGGUAGCUGUCAGAAAAUCUUCGUGAACCUAACUGUUCAAAACAGGAGUAGUGGUUGGUGUGGUGAUUCCAGCAAAGACCUAGCAGGGCUAGCAGAUAAUCACAACCAACAAACAUUAUAUAUGGGGACCACCAGCAUUCUUGCAUGCCAUGUAAUUACCAUUCCAAACAGUACUUUAAGUCCGAUAUAGUGGUAUAAGGAAUGUAAUCCUAUUGGAGACAAAGAGAAAUAUGCUUUUAGCAGAUUUGAUCUCUAUAUAGAAAAUACAUCAACUGAGGAUUCAGGAACGUAUUUAUGCAGAACAAAGCUAACAUACAUGGGAAAACAGUAUGAUAUUUUAAAUAGAAUUUCUACAACUCUAUUAAAGAAAAUAGGAAGAAGGAAGGAACCUGAAAUUAUCUAUCCAAGAAAUAAUUCCAUUGAAGUACAGCUUGGUUCUCCUCUUAUUGUACGCUGUAAUAUAAAAGACGGGAAAGAUAAUUUAAAUCAUAGAAGUUGGAGAGUCAAUGACACUCUUGUGGACUUCCUCAAUUCUACCCGAAUCAAAGAAGGGAUUGAAUCAAUGGUUUCUUUUGGGGAAAAAUACAAUUUCUAUACUGUAAAUAUCAGCUUCUCAGAGGUGAGACAGGAAGAUUAUGACUGUCCCUUUAUAUGUAUAUCUGGAUCUUCCGCAGCAUUUAUUAUGCUCAAGCAUCCAGCUCCAGAUAUUCAAAGAUACCUGAUAGGAGUGUCCGUUGUUGCAUUAUGUGUGAUUAUGCUUGUUAUGUGCACCUACCGUAUUGUCAAGGUUGACAUUGUGCUUUGGUAUCGGAGUACCUUUCAUUCUACUGUGAGUAAAGAAGAUGGCAAGCUCUAUGAUGCAUAUGUUUUGUAUCCAAAACCUAAAACUGAAAGCCAGAGCCAUGACAUGAACAGUUUGGUACUGAAGAUCCUGCCUGAAGUCUUGGAGAGACAGUGUGGAUACAGAUUGUUUAUAUUUGGAAGGGAUGACUUACCAGGACAAGCUGUGGCCAAUGUUAUUGAUGAAAAUAUUAAGCUAAGCAGAAGACUGAUAAUCAUUUUGGUCUCAGAAUCUUCAAAUUAUGGUCUCUUAAAGAACAUGCCUGAAGAACAGAUCACUGUCUACAAUGCUCUCAUCCAGGAUGGAAUGAAAGUCAUUCUCAUUGAACUGGAGAAAAUCCUAGAUUAUACAAACAUGCCAGAAUCAAUUAAAUACCUUAAGCAAAAACAUGGGGUGUUGCAAUGGAGAGGUGGCUCCACAGAGGGUUCACGGUCAGCAAAGACAAAGUUCUGGAAAAAUGUAAGAUACCAUAUGCCCCCUAAACAGUACCCAUCUUCACCAGACAGCACAUCAGCACCCUGCAACUACUCUUUGAACCCAAAGGAAAUAAAUACUGGGCUGUAG
Trichosurus vulpecula (common brushtail) is the source of this 1698-nucleotide messenger RNA. It is a transcript of the gene IL36R, whose product is annotated as interleukin 1 receptor like 2. The transcript is spliced from 10 exons. The record is from RefSeq and is a predicted model, not a curated record. Gene Ontology annotation, biological process: regulation of inflammatory response; signal transduction. NCBI's taxonomy places the organism in Eukaryota, Metazoa, Chordata, Mammalia, Diprotodontia, Phalangeridae. Gene Ontology annotation, molecular function: interleukin-1, type I, activating receptor activity.